AUGGGAACAGUUUCCAUAUUUGUUCCCAUACCAAAGGUUACAAAAUUGGAACUGAUAUUUAAAGAUCAAGUUUAUUUGGCUGGUGAGACUAUUGAUGGCAAGGUUGUCUUGGAAUUGAAUGAGCCUUUGUUCCUUUAUUCAGUGAAGUUAAAGAUAUCAGGAAAAGGAUUUGUGGAGUGGAUUGGGGAAUCUGAAGAAAAUCUUGAUUACACCAGGAAAAUCCACUGUAGUAAUAGAGAAGAUUAUUUUCAUCACAUCUUCACACUUUGGGGAGCAGACCACGAUGCUGAAGGAUUGGAACAGGCCCUGGAUGCUGGCUCCCACGUCUUCCAGUUCAGCCACAAACUGGACAAUGCCCUCCCUUCUAGCUUUAGUGGCAGUCAUGGGAAAAUCCAUUAUUAUGUGCGGGCAUUCUGCACGGCCACGGGAGGAACCCUAGCACAAGUGGAGAAGACCUUGAACGUACAGGAAACGUUCAACCUUAAUCUUGACCCCAGUAACAAGAUGCUGACUGUUCCUCCAACAUUUUCCAUUUCAAUAUUUGAAACUUUACCUUUCUAUUUUCCAAGAGACAGUGAUACCAUUUGUUCCCUUUAUCUCCAGCUCCCUCUGCUGCUCACAGCUGAGAAAGAGAUCUCAUACUGGUGCUGGAAGGUCCCAGGGAUUUCUAUGAAUGUGACAGUGGACAAGAGCGGAUUCGUCCCUGGAGAAGACAUCAUCAUCACAUCUGAAAUAGACAACCGAACGGUGAGGUUUCUCCGGCUAAUCUCUUACUCCAUUGGCACUGAGAUCAAGUAUAAGGCAUUCGUUCAGGAAGCAUUGUGUGACCAUUACCGAGAGUUCAUUGAGAAGAGUGAACUGAAAAAGAUGGAGGCAAUGAUUGAGGCUCCGCCAAGACAGGUCACAAAAAUCCUUGGAUCCUUACAGCUGCCUAAACCAAUGUUUAUCAGCGACAUGUCAAGGUGUAAGAUUAUAUCAAUCACAUACCAGCUACAAGUGACAAUUCCCAUCCCAGCACAUCACAUCUCAGUAACAGCCUCAGCUCCCAUUAAGAUUGGAACAACUCCAGUGCACAUUUCUCUUUAG
Carcharodon carcharias (great white shark) is the source of this 1086-nucleotide messenger RNA. RefSeq names its product arrestin domain-containing protein 5-like. Lineage: Eukaryota; Metazoa; Chordata; Chondrichthyes; Lamniformes; Lamnidae. The record is from RefSeq and is a predicted model, not a curated record. Gene Ontology annotation, biological process: protein transport. The transcript is spliced from 3 exons. Gene Ontology annotation, cellular component: cytoplasm. Bases 1 to 1086 code for a protein of 361 amino acids.